CAGGAGCCGUUAAAACUGACAGGGCUCAGGUCAGUUUGUGGGUUUGAGUCCCACCGUAAGCUGCAGGACACUGAGCUGCUGCAGGACACUGAGCUGCUGCAGGACACGUCUCUGCUGCAGGACACGUCUCUGCUGCAGGACACUGAGCUGCUGCAGGACACGUCUCUGCUGCAGGACACUGAGCUGCUGCAGGACACGUCUCUGCUGCAGGACACUGAGCUGCUGCAGGACACGUCUCUGCUGCGGGACACGUCUCUGCUGCGGGACACGUCUCUGCUGCAGGACACUGAGCUGCUGCGGGACACGUCUCUGCUGCAGGACACGUCUCUGCUGCGGGACACGUCUCUGCUGCGGGACACGUCUCUGCUGCAGGACACUGAGCUGCUGCGGGACACGUCUCUGCUGCGGGACACGCCUCUGCUGCGGGACACUGAGCUGCUGCAGGACACUGAGCUGCUGCGGGACACAUCUCUGCUGCAGGACACGUCUCUGCUGCGGGACACGUCUCUGCUGCGGGACACGCCUCUGCUGCAGGACACGCCUCUGCUGCAGGACACGUCUCUGCUGCAGGACACGCCUCUGCUGCAGGACACUGAGCUGCUGCGGGACACUGAGCUGCUGCGGGACACGUCUCUGCUGCGGGACACGUCUCUGCUGCGGGACACGUCUCUGCUGCGGGACACGCCUCUGCUGCAGGACACGCCUCUGCUGCAGGACACGCCUUUGCUGCAGGACACGUCUCUGCUGCAGGACACGUCUCUGCUGCGGGACACGUCUCUGCUGCGGGACACUGAGCUGCUGCGGGACACUGAGCUGCUGCGGGACACUGAGCUGCUGCAGGACACGUCUCUGCUGCAGGACACGUCUCUGCUGCAGGACACGUCUCUGCUGCGGGACACUGAGCUGCUGCAGGACACGUCUCUGCUGCAGGACACGUCUCUGCUGCAGCUCCAACCCUCCAACCCCAAAAGACAUCACAGAAUCCACCAGAGAGAAAUACCCCAAAACAUGGUUUUGGACACCGUGUGUGUGUGUGUGUGUGUGUGUGUGUGUGUGUGUGUGUGUGUGUGUGUUCAGGACACAGAGGGACAACAUUCAUGGACAUAAAACCUGUGAGAGUUUGUUCUGUCGUGCACUAACAGAUCCACAUGUCCUCAGUUAUUCUGAAGGAAACGGGGAAACCCUGUUCACUUCUCCCACAAACAAUUUGAUUUUAUUGAUCCAGAAGUCCAGGAAAUCCAGAUCAGACCAAAAUGAUGAUUU
Myripristis murdjan (pinecone soldierfish) is the source of this 1263-nucleotide messenger RNA. RefSeq lists its product as uncharacterized. The record is from RefSeq and is a predicted model, not a curated record. The annotation marks the transcript as partial. Lineage: Eukaryota; Metazoa; Chordata; Actinopteri; Holocentriformes; Holocentridae. The transcript is spliced from 2 exons.